Molecule: messenger RNA, 1575 nt
Organism: Eremothecium gossypii ATCC 10895
Lineage: Eukaryota; Fungi; Ascomycota; Saccharomycetes; Saccharomycetales; Saccharomycetaceae
Gene: PEX29
Product: Pex29p
Exons: 1
Coding region: 1-1575 (524 amino acids)
Biological process (GO): peroxisome organization
Cellular component (GO): peroxisomal membrane
Source: RefSeq, marked provisional
AUGGAUUCACUUCGUGGCCACCACACCAAAGAGCGGGGUAGCGGACAUGGGCGAGGCGAAUGUGGGGUAAUGCAGGGUAUGUUGCUAGACAAGAUGAUGGAGAAGGUGCUAGGGAUGGCGAUUCCUCCGGCCGGCGAGGCUGGGGGCGGGGCGAUCGAGAGUCGGGUACAGGCGGGGCGGGCGCGGCCGGGGUUGUCGGUACCAAUCAUGAGCCGUAACUUCGUGCAGAUGAACUCGCGCCUAAGCUUUCCAUUCCAGGUGGUGAACGAGGUGAUACGGAUCGCGAACUGGGAGAGCACAGCGUGUACGCUCUCUGUGGGGAUGCUCUACAGUUUUGUGGUAUUGCGGCCGCUCGUGACGUUGUCCAGCGCGCCAAUGUUCUACAUAUUGUUUGCAGUGAUGGUGCCGUACUACAUGCAGAUACACGCGCCGGAGCCGUGGGAGGAGUUGGGCGCGAAUCCGAUCCCUGCCGCGGGGCCAGCGUUGAAGGAGCCCGAUCUGCCGCGGCCGGUGCCAGAGUUAUCAAAGGAGUUUAUCCUUAAUCUAACAGACUUGCAAAAUCACAUGGUGCUUUAUGUGGUUUGCUACGACUUCAUCACGGGCCUUCUGGCGAAGUUCGCGUUCUUUGCGGAUGAGAACGUGAGCGCUGCGGCCUUUGUAGGGCUGCUCGUGCUCGGCGUCUUCAACAUGCUCUUCAUCGAGUCCCUUUUUCGCUGGAUCCCGCUGAAGCUUUUGCUCCUUGCAUGCGGUUGGGGCUUUCUCAUUAUGCUACACCCUUCAUGCAGGGACGCAUGUUUUGACUACAUCUCGUCGGAGGAGACGCGACUUAAGGUGUUGACUAUGACCAACAAGAUAGAGCAACUCAUUAAUGACUACUGGGAUUACUGUGAGCCGCGGGAAACACGCCAGGCGGCAAUUUUUGAGAUACAAAAGUUUGAUCGGCGCACAAAGGAGUGGCGCACUGCCGGCUUUUCUUCCGACGACUACACUCUAUUAUCAAAACUCCGUAUUGCCGAGGAACCUAUCGACAGUUCGGCCACAUCUUUGGAUGACGUAAAACCCCCGCUUGAUUGGAAGUGGCUCGGUAAGUACGAUUGGGUGUUAGACCUUGAGCCUAGGCAAUGGGUGACGGAUGGUUUUGUCCAGUACGUGGACAUCGACGCAGAAACGAAAUGGGUUUACGAUCUGAAUUUUGACGGCACUAGAGGGCAGUAUCGCAGGAGAAGAUGGAUCCGUCUCUGCACAAGGAAUCGGAGCGUACAGGAAAAUGCCAAUGUUGAUACGAUUGAUGACGAUAACUCUGAUGACUACGAACUAGUUGACUAUAGUGGAUGCACUGGUGUAUCCCAAAAUUCUAUGCAUGGGUCUGUAAAAAGCUGUCAUAGUAUCAGCGAACCUACCGACCAGAUAGUAGUGGAGAGGCUUCGUUCGCACACACUCUCUCCGGCUGCUAACGCAUCUGUCUCAAGUGCAGACAGUACUGCGAGUGCCACGAUUGCGACUCCGAACAAAAAUGUGGAGCAAGGAUCACGAGCGAUCAAGAGUUUAACGGAUUUUUUAAACAUAAACGGUUAG